This is a messenger RNA of Clunio marinus, 219 nucleotides long. The record is from the annotation of a GenBank genome assembly. NCBI's taxonomy places the organism in Eukaryota, Metazoa, Arthropoda, Insecta, Diptera, Chironomidae.
AUGUCAAUCUACUUUGAACGGUUGCCUCGUGAACAGUGUAGGGAUGAAAGGAUAUUAAACAGAGAUUCUGAUGUUAUUUUAUAUCAACUCAUAUCUGUGAUUUCUGUUUUUGAUCUGACACAACAGGAUUUAUUCAUUGGCAAAUACGCAUUAGCAAUGUCGAUGGAGCAAGUUCAAGUUCAGGAGAGUUUGAAAUUUUUAAGAAAAGAAGGAUUUUGA